This is a messenger RNA of Aedes albopictus (Asian tiger mosquito), 1911 nucleotides long. RefSeq lists its product as uncharacterized. The record is from RefSeq and is a predicted model, not a curated record. The transcript has a single exon. Lineage: Eukaryota; Metazoa; Arthropoda; Insecta; Diptera; Culicidae. Bases 1 to 1911 code for a protein of 636 amino acids.
AUGUCCCGGAAGAACGACCAUCAAGCCGAAUCCGAAACCGGAGCAUGGGGAGGAGAAUUUUCGAUGCCGGAAAUGAUGCGUCAAGUGGCUCAGCAGAACAACCGCUUGCUGAUGCUGUUGGAGCAAAUCACCGGUAACCAGGAGGCGACAACCCAGCGAAGCGCUCCAGAGAAGAUUCUCGAAUCCCUUGCCUCCAACAUCAAGGAGUUCCACUUCGACCCGGAAAAUGGCCUAACGUUCGACCGCUGGUUUUCGAAGUACGAGGAUCUGUUCCGGCAAGAUGGCAGAAAUUUGAACGACGCUGCGAAGGUAAGGCUCCUGCUGCGCAGUCUCAGCGUCCCGGUGCACGAAAAGUUCCUGAACUACCUCCUGCCAUCCCACCCACGUGAUUUCACCUUCGACGACGUUGUGGCAAAGCUGAAGCAGAUUUUCGGCCAACAAAAGUCUCUGUUUAGCAAGCGCUACGACUGCCUCAAGCUCGAGAAGAGUGAAGCCGACGACUUCGUUUCGUAUGCCGGAAUCGUCAACCGGCAAUGCGAGGAUUUCGAACUGCAGAAGCUCACCGUCGACCAGUUCAAGAGUCUGGUGUUCAUCUGCGGUCUCAAAUCGACGAAGGACGCCGACGUCAGGACUCGACUUCUGUCCAAGCUCGAGUCCGAUCAAGCUGACACCAUCAACCUGGAAGGCCUGGUCACCGAAUGCCAACGCCUGUCGAACCUCAAGCACGACACGGCGCUGGUGGAGAAGAAACCGACAUCUUCAGCGGUGCAGGCAGUACGGCACUCAAGAAAGCAGCCGUCCUACCAGCAGAAGUCGUCAGCCGACGGUAAGACACCCCCAUCCCCUUGCUGGCAGUGCGGUGCGAUGCAUUUCGUGAAGGACUGCCAGUUUUCCAAGCACACCUGCAAACAGUGUGAAAAAACGGGCCACAAAGAGGGCUACUGUGGUUGCUUUUCAAAAACUUCCACGGAGUCCAGCGGCGAGAAGAAAACUGGUGCGAAGAAGAAGCCAUUCAACACGAAGGUCAUCCAAACCGUACAGCAGGUUCGUAGCCGCCGGAGGUUCGUCACCGUCAUCUUCAACCAAAAAUCAGCCAAACUGCAAUUGGAUUGCGGUUCCGACAUCACCGUCAUCAGCCACCGAACAUGGAAAAUGAUUGGAGCACCUCCAUCAUCACCAACCAGCGUGGAAGCAUCAACGGCAUCAGGGGAACCACUAGAGCUCAUCGGCGAAUUCACUUGCCCGAUAACCGUCGGAGACACCACGUUGGCAACGGUCUGCUACAUCACAUCGGUUGCAGAUCUGAACGUCAUUGGACUGGACUGGAUGGACGCAUUCGAUCUCUGGUCGAAGCCGCUUGCUGCCUACUGCAAACAGGUGAAUAGUUCCAAUUUCUCGCUCUCCUCUGAUCAGCACUUCCUCACGCAAUACCCGGAAGUUUUUCAGGACAGUCUGGGCCACUGCACGAAAACCAAGAUUUCGUUGACCUUGAAGCAACACGCCCAACCAGUUUUUCGACCGAAGCGGCCGGUUCCGUUUCACGCUAUCCAGAAGGUGGACGAAGAGCUGGAUCGACUCCAACGGUCGGACCUUGGGUCGGACAUCAUCACACCCGUGGAUUUUUCCGACUGGGCGGCACCUAUCGUCGUAGUCAAGAAACCCGGCGGCAAGGUGCGGGUAUGUGCCGAUUACUCCACUGGGCUCAAUGCGGCACUCGAGAGCAACAACUAUCCACUUCCAACGCCGGAGGAGAUCUUCAGCAAAGUGUCUGGCAGUCGAAUCUUCAGCAUCAUCGACCUGUCGGACGCAUACCUGCAGGUGGAGGUCGACGACGAGUCCAAAAAGUUGCUGACCAUCAACACCCACCGAGGCUUAUUCCGGUUCAAUCGGAGGAGAAACAUCAACUGCUAG